This is a messenger RNA of Babjeviella inositovora NRRL Y-12698, 991 nucleotides long. RefSeq names its product Cwh8p (gene CWH8). Gene Ontology annotation, biological process: protein N-linked glycosylation; lipid biosynthetic process. Bases 208 to 927 code for a protein of 239 amino acids. Gene Ontology annotation, cellular component: intracellular membrane-bounded organelle; endoplasmic reticulum membrane. The transcript has a single exon. NCBI's taxonomy places the organism in Eukaryota, Fungi, Ascomycota, Pichiomycetes, Serinales. Gene Ontology annotation, molecular function: dolichyldiphosphatase activity. The record is from RefSeq and is a predicted model, not a curated record.
GUGAUAUUCUACUCCGCGACCGUCUGCUUAUCAAUUUAUCGAAUUCUGUACUUUAGGUCCUCCUAUGGUUUGCACAGGUACUGAAAAACCUCGAUAUCACCGUACAGGAGACCUGGCAAUCUGUGAUUCAACUCGAAAUCUGUCUUGUAUCCGACAAGAGUGAACUACAACAUAAGAUCUUUAAGAGGGUUUAGAUUUUGCUGUAUAAUGUCUGACUACAAUCCCAUUGCCUUUGACCACACUCACGUGCUCUAUGACCCUAAUGACAUCCUUGGGCUCGUAUCGGUUUUCUUCACGCUUCUCCCCAUCUUUGUCAUGGUGUUUUAUCUCUCGUGGUUCUUGCUCACGCGUGAAAUCCAGCCGGUGGUUAUUGUUGGGGGCCACAUCAUCAAUGAACUCUUCAAUCAUGUCUUGAAGAAGGUCUUCCGCCAGCCGCGUCCCGCGUUUCACGAGAACUUCGGCAAAGGUCGCAUUGACGCCAACGCUCCGCCACAGACGAUCUUUAAUAGUUUGAGUUACGGGAUGCCAAGCGCUCACUCACAAUUUAUGGGUUACUUCAUGAUUUUCUGGGCCUUAACUAUCUGUUACCAGUGGAAAGGAUUGAACACACACAAGAAGGUUGCUGGGUGUUUGACUUUAUUCGGGACGACCGUCGGGGUCGUUUCCAGCAGAGUGUAUCUUUGGUAUCACACCGUGGAACAAGUGGCUGUAGGAGUAUCUGUCGGCGCCUGUGUAGGUGCGGUAUACUUUAUUAUUGCCUGUUUGGCGAGACAGUACGGGUUGGUUGGAUGGGUGCUCAACUGGCCGGUGGUAAAGUACUUUUACGUCAAGGAUUCAUUCUACCUUGCCCCGUUGUCAUUUGAGGACGAGUAUAGAGAUAUGAUGCUGAGAGUCGCCAAGAGUGGGCCUCAAAAGAAACGAAACUAAACGAACCGAUAGUGAUAGACAUUUAAUAGACUGAAAGCUGAUAUUGCAUCGAAUAUAACCCUCA